ACGGCCGCUCGCUACUGUAGCACAUACCAAAUUGUAUUCUGCUCAUUCGCCUGCGCGAGGCAAGCGUGACUAGCAGGGAGUGCAGGAGGGUCACGACAGCCAGUGGCUGAACUUCUCAUUCUCGCCCUCAAGCCACUUUUGAGGCGCCUCCGAGGCGAAAAUAGACUAAUUCUCGCCCUCGAUUCCUCCCGCGAGCAACCCGUCACGCUUCCGUCUCGCCUCUACCAUCGCUCCUCCUCCCCUGCUCCACUUAAUCCCCCACGCCUUCUGCCUCGCACCCUCCGUCGCGUCCGCGUCACGAGCGCAGAACGUUCAUAGUACCGCCGCGUGGCCAUUGUCUCGACUCAAACAGACAGGCCCGUCUGCGUGGGAAGCGUUAGCGAUGUCAGCCUGCGACCAGCUGCUAGCCGCAGCAGUAAUGCUUGGGUAUCAAAGCCUGUGAUGAGAGUUACAGCCUGGGUUACAGUUCGGGUUACAGCUCAGGUUACAGCUCGGGUUACAGCUGGGGUUACAGUACGGGUGACAGCUCGGGGUGAGAGCCAUGGCGGUUCUCCCCUCCUGUCUGCUCUCCUCCGCGGCCCUUCCCCCUCGCCUGCUGCCCAGUAUCACCGAGAUUCAGGAGUCCUGUUUCGCGCUCGUCUAUAACGCGUACGGCCUCCGCCUCGACCAAUUCCACGUCGACAAUCUCACGCUCGUCUCCUGCUGGGUCCCCGCAUCUCGCGGCGACAAACCCGCCGCAUCUGGCGCCGCGAAUCCCGCCGCGAAUCUCGCCGCGAAUCCCGCCGCAGUUCCCGCUAAACCGCCUCUACUGCUCCUGCACGGGUUCGGCGCGUCGUCGCUAAACCACUGGAUCAAUCAGCUCCCGCGUUUUCCCGCCAUUUCGACCUCUAUAUUCCCGACCUCCUGUUCUUCCGCGGCUCGUUCUCCCGCAGCUCGCGGCGCGACGAGCGCUUCCAGGCGGAGGCGAUGAUGGCGCUGAUGGACCAGCUGCGCGUCGAACGGUGCGCGGUAGUGGGCGUGAGUUACGGCGGGAUUAUCGCUCACAAAAUGGCCACACUGUGUCCCGCACGAGUGACCAAGCUUGUCCUGGGUGGAGCGGGGCUCAUGCUAACCAAAGGGGAGGUGCAGGGGGUGCUGCGGCAGUGGCAUGCGGACACACCCACGGACCUCUUCCUGCCUGCCGAGCCUCGUGGCUUGCUCCGGCUGAUCAGGCUUGGCAACAACGAGGCGCCGUACCUCCCAGACUGGCUGCUGCAGGACGCCCUAGAGGUGCUGUUUGAGAACCGGGCGGAGAAGGCAGGGCUGCUGGAGGAAUCGCUGAAAGCAGCCGAGGCGAAUGCAGAGGACCCGGGGAGCAUUGCUGUGCCACACAUGGGAACCCUACUUGUGUGGGGCGGCAGCGACCAGCUCUUCCCUCUCGCCAUCGCGCAUCGCAUGCAGCAGCACUUUGGCUCGAGCUGUCGCCUGGAGGUGAUUGAGAAGGGUGCACAUGCCAUUCAGGUACACCAAGCCGCACGGUUCAACAGCGCGGUUCUCUCCUUCCUCUCCAAGGCUGGAUCAGAUUAGAUCGCCAGCAAGCCUGCAGCCCACCUCUCUUCUCUCAAGGCUCAACACCAUCCUCCUCCCCUCUCUCUCCAGAAAUGAUUCAGAUUUAUUCAUCCGCAGCCCACAUGUUCCUAAUUAAGGGCACAACGGUACCGUUUGAAAUGCCGCUUUUGUAGAUUAAUCCGCCCCAAGCCAAGUCAACCCACAUCCAAAUAAAUACGCCCAUCCCUACCUAACCCUAACCCCACCCCGAUAAUAAGUCUUCCCCAACCUAACUCUACCGAGCUCAGAUUACACUGUUUUCCCCAGCAGCAGCAGCAGCGGCAGCAUAACUAGCAGCAGCAGCGGCAGCACAACUAGCAGCAGUAGCGGCAGCACCAACAGCACCGCCAACAGCAGCACGGGGGGCAGAAAGGCUUGGAGGAGCUCCACACCACAAUGUGGUCACUGUGGACACUGGCGGUUGAGCACCUAAUUUUCUUCCCCUCCGCUCCACUCCUUCCCUACUCCCAAGUUGAUCUGCUGAUCUGCGAUUUUGUGUGCUACAUGGCCAUGAGUCAUGACCAGGGUCACAGAUAUCAUACGAAAUCGGUCUGAUGGUCUGAAAAUCAGACCUGUUUUUUUCCAUGCAUAUUAUUUUUUGACAGGCUAAAUUAAUUCGUCUUAUCGACCAGAUAAGCCAUAAGACUUCGUCUGAAAGUUCAGAGCAGGGCCUCCACACCCCUAGAAUGUCUAGUUUUUCUGGCUAAGUGCCCUACACAAGAGAUAUUCCUCCACACACCCCUCACAACAACAAAAUUUGGGGACCCUCGGUCUGGCUUGUUUUGUUAAAUUAUAUCUUUGAUAUAUAAUUGGUAGGCUUGGUAGGUGUUACUGAAACCUACUGUAGAGGGUACAACCCCGCUCCUUGUAGCCCUCUCUCUUCUAUUCUCUCUCUUUUCUCUCUACCCGUAAUCCCCCGUAUAAAACACCCGCCGGAAUUAAGCUCCCCCGGGUAGCUUGAGCGGGUAUGGGUGUUUAAUUUUUCUGGAUAUACACAACACCCUACUCUCGGACGUGAAAACAUUUGAACACCCCCCUGCCACUAGAAUCUCCAUUUCUAG
Closterium sp. NIES-67 is the source of this 2648-nucleotide messenger RNA. The record is from the annotation of a GenBank genome assembly. NCBI's taxonomy places the organism in Eukaryota, Viridiplantae, Streptophyta, Zygnematophyceae, Desmidiales, Closteriaceae.